Molecule: messenger RNA, 4862 nt
Organism: Alosa sapidissima (American shad)
Lineage: Eukaryota; Metazoa; Chordata; Actinopteri; Clupeiformes; Clupeidae
Product: methyl-CpG-binding protein 2-like
Exons: 3
Coding region: 1-1611 (536 amino acids)
Biological process (GO): negative regulation of transcription by RNA polymerase II
Cellular component (GO): nucleus; heterochromatin
Molecular function (GO): methyl-CpG binding; chromatin binding; double-stranded methylated DNA binding
Source: RefSeq, a predicted model, not a curated record
AUGGCCGCCGCGGACAGCGGAGGGAGAAGGCUAGAGAAAAAGAGGCUAUAUCUGGAUCAGCAGGGUCAAAAGAUCAGUGUUCCUCCACUGAAGGAGAAACUCAGCUUGGACCAUUGGGAUGAUGGGCAACUAAAGUCAGCCUUGUCCUCGCAGCGACCGCCACACAUCACACAGUCAUGGGCCGGCCAGGAUGACCCCGGUGGGCCUUGGAGGGUCAAGGAUUCAGAGGACGCUGAACACUCCUCUCAGGAGAUCUGUUCAGUCUCCCCAAAGCAGAGUGAGAAUGCCACAAGAGAUCGGGGGCCCCUCUAUGAUGACCCAACACUUCCACUGGGCUGGACACGCAAACUGAAGCAGCGCAAGACAGGUAGAUCAGCGGGCAAGUACGACGUCUACCUGAUCAACUCGGAGGGAAAAGCAUUUCGUUCCAAAGUUGAGCUCAUUGCCUACUUCCAGAAGAUUGGAGACACGAACACUGACCCAAAUGACUUUGACUUCACCGUGACGGGCCGGGGUUGCCCCUCACGGAGAGAGAAAAGGCUUGUGAAAAAGCCCAAAGUGAUGAAACCCGUUGGCAGGAGGCGAGGGCGUCCAAAAGGGAGCGGCAAGCGUAGGCACAUCGAUGGCGUGGCAGUGAAGCGUGUGGUAGAGCAAAGCCCUGGGAAGCUGUUAGUCAAAAUGCCAUUAAACGCUAUGCGAGCUGAAGUAGAUGGACCUGCUGAGCUCGCCAAAGUGCCCGUUGCCAAAAAGCGCCGUGGACGCAAAAGGAAGACGGAGCAAGACAUGCACACGGCCCCAAAGAAAAGGGGACGAAAGCCCAAAGGAACCACACCGUCAGGGAAAAUCACUAGUCCCAGUAUCAAUGUGACGCUCCCAGUGACUGUACACAUUGCAGAUGUAAGGCUGAAAGCAGUCAGGGGAAGUUCAGCCAAGUCCCUCCAGGAGACAGCUCUGCCCAUUAAAAAGCGCAAAAUUAUGGAGGAUCAGACAAACUCCUCAGGACCUGUGUUCUCAGAGAGCAAAAGGAGCGACCAGCUGGCUGUAGGCACAGAGGUCAAUAUGAAUGUACUAACCGAGGAACAAAAGGUUUUACACACCGACACCCCAACGGAGAAACCAAAAUCUUCCAUGUCCAUGGCAGGUAGGGGAUACGCCGCUUCUGCUGAUACUCCUUCCAAUAAAUUAAGUGAAAACCACCAAACAGCCCAGCUGCAUAAACACCAAUAUCAACACUCUUCCCACAACCAACGCCACUGUCCUUCCACCACCAUACCCCCUCUCUCUCUUCACCCAGCCCACGCUCAGCGGGCUGUCACCACCUGUGAACCCCAAGACUUGAGCAGGCAGAGGCCCUACCAGCCCCAGCUGCAGCCGCUGGCAAAUAGGCAGGCGGUGAUCAGACAGGCCCAUACGGCCCACCGCUUGUUGAGUUUGAAGAGUGGUGCAGCGGCCGCGGUGGCCACAGAGCCCAAAACCAAGCACAGGAGUGGAGGGAGGGUUGAGGAAGAGGAGGAGGAGAUGAAGAAUGCAGUCGUCGCUUCGGCAGUGCCCCGUCCAAACCAGGAAGAGACAGUAGAGUCCAGGACCUCAGUCACUGAGCGACUGUGCUGACUUUGACAGUCAAGAAGAGAGAAGCAUAGAGGACAAUGCAGAGGCAUUGGAGCAAAUUGUACAUGGUAGAUACAUGUGUGUAUAUGUGUAUGUAUAUCUGUAUAGAUAGGAUCAACAGGCAGCUUUCCCCCCGUGGUUUAGGCUGGUAUAACCAUGAGUUGUAAGACACUUUUUAUGUUUAUUAUUAUAUUAUUAUAUAUCCCAAUGUAUUGGCUUUAUUGAUGUUUUGCGCUUUUAAAUCAAUAAUAUUCAUAACCCUUGACCAUUUUAAAGUGCUUUUAAACCCCCUCUCUUGAUCACAUUUUCAUAGGGGCUGAAAACCUCAAGUGACUUAAGUAUGAAAUUAUUCACUCGUCCUCAAAAGAAAAUCGAGCAUUUAUUUAUUUGGAGACUUCCUUGGAGCUCUUUUUCAUAAUUCUCCGUAAAAAAACAGCCAAACCCAUGUGGCUGCCUCUAGCUUAGAAGAUGGGUGUAGCUACUGAUGUUACCAAAAUAUUGCUGGUCACAGAUAUAUGCCAUCAAACUUGCUUUUGAUACAAGUGCCUGCUGUAUGAAGGGAAACCUGCACAGAAUACAAACAUAAUAAUGUAUUUAUCAAUGAUUGCAUGGAUAUACAUUGCCAUGGCCAUGUCAGUUUUGACUAAACAGAGGGGCUAUCUGGCAUAUUGGGGUGGGGGGUGGGGUCAGGUAUCAAUUAAUUAGCACCAUGUCAAAUAGGCGUGUCAUACCAACACUGACCAUUUUCUUACCCUAGAUGACACUCCAGUGUCUUUUACAUGUGUUUCCAGAUUCCAGAAAACAAAAUAGCUGUUUAUUGUAUGAUGUUUAACAAAGCAGGGUACUGAAAUAUUUGUGGAUAUCUUUGCAAAUCAUUAUUUAAUUCACAAAAUACUUAGUUUGCAAAAUACUAGAGACAGCAAGGGAUGUAACGAUAUGAAAAUUUAACCUCACGGUUAUAGUGACCAAAAUUAUCACGGUUUUCGGUAUUAUCGCAAUAUUUUUAAAAGUGUGUUCAAUAUGUUCAGAAAGGACUAAUAGGCUGAAAUAGUUUCAAAAAGUGUGACAGCAUUUACUAUUACAAAAUAUAGGCAAAACCUUGUCAAAAGUGAACCAUUUAACCAGGGACGCUGGAACUCAUUUUCAUCUGGGGGUGCUCAUAGAGGGGGUGCUGAGGGAGGGUAAAAAAUUGUUACUGAGUAGAUUCUUUUAUUCUGGUGCAUUUUAAGGUGGCCUAUUGCUACUAGAGAAGGGCAUAUUUUCAUUCACAUUCAUAGGCCUACAUCCUGACUGCACAAACAAACCUGGCUGAGCUGAGCAUUCUUAAUUCAUAGCAUAACGUUACCGUGACAUUGUGUGUUGUCCCGUUCACUUUUUCCUUGGUCAUGUAUAAUUGGCUUUGUGCCACAAUUAAAUCCAUCAAGUAGAUAACAGAAUCAAUAGGGUACCAGUUUUGUUUAAUUGUACCAGGCCUACUGUAUGUCAAAAGCAGGCUCGGAUGAAGCUGGGAAGGAUUAAACACACGGUUUCCACACCGUGGUAAUCAUCCGUGAUAAUCAUGAUAUUUGAAAUGAAAACGGUAAUUGUUAUCGUCAACAUUUUUAUUGCGUUUUACCAUUAUACCGGUAAUCGUUACAUCCCUAGAGACAGCACAUCCAUCUUCAAAACAAAAGUAUACAAGCAAAUAUGAUACACACGUCAUUGAACGAAAAAUACUGUUAACUGCAGCCUAUGUUCUCUUGUCAGAAGCUGGAUGUGGCCUAGCACUUUUGUGCAGUGUACUGAAAGGGGUUGAAGGAUCUGUCAAUACAAUCUGUCCAUUAAAACUGGUGAGAUGAGGAUAUAUCUAGAAAAAUCAUCUUGAAGAAAAUAAAGUGCAGACAGACUGUCCCAUGCAAAUGCAUGAUGUGUUCUCAAUAUACAAUCAGUGCAGUGACUGCAGACAUAAUGCAUUAUUGAUUGAGUAUAAUGUGGCACUGAGAACAGAGCAAUCCUAAUAAAACACUAUUAUCAGUUAGUUUCCUAUAUCACCGUUUUUGGGAAAGAGAGGCUUUGGCUACACUGUCAGAUGAGCAAUACCCGCCACCUGACAUUUCCUUUCUUGCAGCACAGUCUCUUACUGAUUCUACAGCUGUCAGGAAUUGUAUUAAUAUUGAACUGCAUAACAAUAUACAUUAGAGGAAUUUAGCCAAGCAGCCAAACUCUGGAAGAUACAGGUGUGUAUAACUGACCAGGUAAAAUACCUGACUAUGUUUGAAGGGAGUAGGGUGAGUGAAGCUGUUUGCUCAACCUUACACCUACUGUUGAUGAUAAACUUUUCAUGAUGGUAUCCGUCACCACAGCACCCUCCUAAAAUCCUUUAAAUAUUAAAUCUAUGUUGAGUGCAAAAUCUCCAAACAAAUUAAUAUAGUCCGUUGGCCUGGAGUACACAUAAGUAAUCAGUGAAUGUAGCAUGGUUUCUUGUGGAGGAAUUAGCCUAUACUUUAGGAGGAUAUUUUAGACAAUAACAAACUGUUCAAGCCCAGCUUUCUAUAAUCAUUGCCUAGACUAUUAUUGAAGCCACCUUUAAAACUUAAACAACCAUAAUUAUACAUGUUGUGCCUUGAUGUUAUGAACAAUUCCUUUAAUUGAAAAAAUAUAUUUUCAUUUAUUUUAGACCUAAAAUCAUUGAACUGUCGUAUUGUAGCCCUUAAAACAUAAAGCAAAUGCCAAUGCACCGUGAAAGCUGAUACAUCUGGGGAAAUUGAAGAUCUGCAUUAACUGCAUGUUGGGCUUGCCUCCUUUACUAUAUGAUAUUACAUAUUAUACACAGAUAGACUUAUUAUUGCAUACUGAUUGCACCUUAUCAAGUAUUCAGUAACAGGAACCCAUUAUCUAUUUUGUAUAUUUCUUUGUGUUUCUCUAGAGAUGUGUUAUUUUUAUAGAGUCCAUUUUGUAACCGUGUAAAUAAUGGGUUUGAUUGUUCUGCUAUUUGCUUUUUUUGACUAUUUCAUUUCAGUGGUGUUCUGUUGUUUCAAACGUGUCAAUUUAAAUAUGGCCUAUCUUAUUAACCUGCUCACUUGGAAAGGGGGGUCCAUUGUGAUGUGAUCAACAAAAUAACAUCACGUCUUGUUUACAUAGAACAAAUAAAUGCAUGCUGAUGUUGUCAAGCUCAUAAUUAAGUGCACUGACCUAAGAAUUGUAGCUCUUGACGAUGUGUUAUUACAUGUGCAUGUAACAUAGGCUAGAUUUGAAUAGAAAUCAGUAUUUUUUAA